Messenger RNA from Setaria italica (foxtail millet), 1335 nucleotides. RefSeq names its product WD repeat-containing protein RUP2. The record is from RefSeq and is a predicted model, not a curated record. Gene Ontology annotation, molecular function: protein binding. Gene Ontology annotation, biological process: response to UV-B. The transcript has a single exon. NCBI's taxonomy places the organism in Eukaryota, Viridiplantae, Streptophyta, Magnoliopsida, Poales, Poaceae. The coding region runs from base 1 to 1335 and encodes 444 amino acids.
AUGAGCAACCCCUCUUCUCCGGCCUCUUCCCGCGCCGCCGCACAGCACCAAGAAACGACGACCUUGCAGUUGCAGCAGCAAGAGCAAGCCGCCGGAGCCAGCCAGGCCGCUGGCAUUAUUACUCUUCCCCCUGCUGCAGCCGCCGCCGCCGACAGGGACGACAAGGACGACAACGGCGAGCUGUCGCCUCCGCGGUGCGAAUGGGAGUUCCGGCUGGCGGCCACCGUGCCGUCCACCGCCCUUCCGGGGGCGUCGGACGCCAUCGGCAGCGUCGACUUCGACCCCACCGGCUGCCUCCUCGCCACCGGCGGCAUCGCCCGGAGGAUCCGGAUGUACGACGUGGCCUCCCUGCUGGCGGAUGUGGAUAGCGGCGGCGGCGGCAGCGUCACCGGCGUCCCCGCGUCGUGCAUCUGCGUGCCGGCGAAGCUGAGCAGCGUGCGGUGGCGCCCGUGCGGCGCGCCGUCGCCGCCGGUGGUGGGGUGCGGCGACUACGACGGCGUGGUGACGGAGUACGACGUGGAGCGCGGCGUGGCGGCGUGGGAGCGCGACGAGCACGCGGGGCGGCGCGUGUGGUCGCUGGACUACGCCCCCGGCGCGGCCAUGGCGGCGUCCGGGUCGGACGACCGGACGGCGCACGUGUGGGACCCGCGCGCCCCGUCGGCGGGCUGGGCCACCGCGCGCGCCGGCGGCGCCGUGCUGUGCGUGGAGUUCGACCCGUCGGGCGCGCCGCAGCUGGCCGUGGGGUCGGCGGACCGGCGCGCCGUGGUGUACGACGUCCGCGCGCUGGGCCGCGGCGCCGUGGCGUGGAUGGACGGGCACGGGCGCGCGGUGACGUACGUGCGGUGGGCCGGGGCGGCGCCGGCGCGGCGGGUGGUGACGUCGGCGGCGGACGGGACCCACCGGCUGUGGGAGUGGGAGAGCGCCGCCGCCGCGGCGGCGGCGCGGGAGGUGCGGUCGUACAGCGGCCACGCGAGCGCGCGGAGCUUCGUGGGGAUGGGGGUGUGGCGCGCGGCGGGCCUCGUGGCCAGCGGCUCCGAGUCCAACCACGUCUUCGUCUACGACCUCCGGUGGGCCAAGCCCAUCUGGGUACACCCUUUCGUUGUUGGUGGGGCCCACAGCCCAGUCACCACCACCAGCACCUCUCCCUCUUCUGUUGGCGAAGCUGCUGCUGCUGCUGGUGGGUUCGUCAGCGCGGUGGCGUGGCGACAGGGCAGCGACCACGACGGCGGCGGCGCGCUGGUCGCCGGCGGGUCGGACGGCGUGCUCAAGAUGUUCACGUGCCACCGGCGGAGGGCAGCGGGCGACGGCGAUGAUAAUGCUUCUCUUCUCCUCUGA